Messenger RNA from Microcebus murinus (gray mouse lemur), 2996 nucleotides. The record is from RefSeq and is a predicted model, not a curated record. Lineage: Eukaryota; Metazoa; Chordata; Mammalia; Primates; Cheirogaleidae.
GAUCUCGCGAGAGACAGGGGGCGGAUUCCGGGUGCUCCCGCGCCGCGACCCUGGAGUCCCGGGCGUCUGGUGCCCCACUCGCGCGUCGUCAGAGGUCAAUAAAAGUUGAAAGGCAGAUGUUUUCCAGAUAGCUUGACUGUUCCCGUAUCAGUCAUAGGAGGAGGCACUUAAAGCCAUUGCAAAGUUCCUGAAGGAGGAAGGUACUUGUCUAAGGUCACACGGCUCCUCCGUGGCAGAACUAGGACUUUUCUGAAGUCGCGGAUCUUAAGAAGAUCCCUUUCUGGAAGCCGUGUGUUAACAGCCUCGGCACCUGCCAGCAUACCUGAAACAUCAAACAAAUGAUACAUGUUCAACAUAGGACAAAGAAAUCCUAGAAAACAUAAUGAACUAUCUGAGGGAUAGACACACUUGAAGCUCUGACUCAGAGGCAGGGUCUCAUGAUGUUGUUGCCCAGGCUGGUCUCCAACUCCUGGCCUCGAGCCAUCCUCCCGAGCACCUGGGGUGCAGGUGCAAGCCACGGAGCUGGCACAACGGCCUCCUUGACAGGAACCCGUGGGCUCUCUCUGAGAAGCCGCAGGCGUGGCCAUUUCCUCUGAAGAGCCAGGCCGUUGUUACAGGAAAUAACUCUGCUCAUUUUCCCCGCCUCCCUCCUGAUGUCACGGUCUUCAGAAAGAGGAUCUGCAUCUGGAAAUCAGAAUAAAAAUAAAUAGACAGGGAAGCAGCGCGUGGUGCGUGUGGCCUCUGGCGUGUGGAGUCCUGUCCAGGCGUUGGGUAGAAGAGGCUGCCCUUGGUCGCUGCCGGCCGGCGCGCUGGGCAGGGCCUUCUCUCGCCGCCGUCAUCUCCCAGGAGCAGCCUGUGUCCAGGGGGCAGAAGAUGCCUCACUCCAGCCUGCAUCCGUCUAUUCCGCGUCCCAGGCGUGAUGGGGCCCGGAUGGCAGCCUUUGUCCUGCUGAUUGUCUGCCUGGCAGCCCUUUGCAGCCCAGGGCUACAGCAACACAUUUUCCAGCACCUGCUGCUCCACGUGGCCUCCCUGCAGAUGGCAUGGCUCUUGACUAGGGUCUGCAUUCUGAUGGAGGAGCUGUGUCACGUCCAUUCCAGGUACCAAGGCAGCUACUGGAAGGCUGUGGAGUCCUGCCUGGAAUGCCCCAUCCGCCGUGGGGCUCUGCUGCUGCUGUCCUGUUAUUUCUACUUCUCCCUCCCAAAUGAGACUGGCCUGCCCAUCCCUUGCGUGCUUGCCAUCAUGGGCAUCUCAGAGGCCAUGAACAUCAUCCUGGGCCUUCACGUAAGACAGAGGGAGCUGGAGGGGUCUGGCCAAGCAGAGGCUAUGGCUGGUGCGACCUGCUUUGAGCACAGUACUGUGAGUCGUUUAAAGGUUGGAAUCCUUGAAGUAUGGCCUAUAAUAUCCUGGAAUAUGGCCUAUAAUGUCCUGGAACAGUGGGUUCAGCAGUGGCAGAGAAGGGAGCAAAUUGGCAGCAGAUUGGGAAAUCUUGGAGGAGGAGGGCUUGGGUGUCCUUCAUGGAGAUCCCCAAUGCCAUCCUGCUGUCCACAGAAGCCGGCCCCAGCUGAGGUCUCUGCAAUCUGUGAAAAAAAGAACUUCAACGUGGCCCAUGGGCUGGCAUGGUCGUACUACAUCGGGUACCUGCGGCUUAUCCUGCCAGGGCUCCAGGCCCGGAUCAGAGCUUACAAUCAGCUCCACAACAACAUGCUACGAGGCGCAGGGAGCCGGCGGCUGUACAUCCUCUUCCCACUGGAUUGCGGGGUGCCUGAUGACCUGAGUGUGGUCGACCCGAACAUUCGCUUCCUUCACGUGCUGCCCCAGCAUAGCGCUGACCGUGCCGGCGUCAAGGGUCGGGUUUACACCAACAGCGUCUAUGAGAUUCUGGAGAACGGGCAGCCGGCAGGCACCUGUGUCUUGGAGUAUGCCACUCCCUUGCAGACCUUGUUCGCCAUGUCACAAGAUAGCCGGGCUGCCUUUAACCGGGAGAAUCGGCUUGAGCAGGCCAAACUCUUCUGCCGGACACUCGAGGACAUCCUGGCAGAAGCCCCGGAGUGUCAGAACAAUUGCCGCCUCAUUGUCUACCAGGAGAGAAGCGGCUUCUUGCUGUCCCAGGAAAUUCUCCAGCACUUGCGGCAGGAGGAAAAGGAGGAGGUUGCUGUGGGCAGUGCGGGGACCUCAGUGGUGCCCAGCUCCACCAUGCUGUCCCAAGAUCCUGAGCUCCUCAUCAGCGGUAUGGAGCAGCCUCUCCCUCUCCGCACAGAUAUCUUCUGAGACCCAGGUCACCUUGCCUGAACCUCCCAGACUUGGAGCCUCACCUCCAAGACUCCGGACUGGGGGCUUUCUCCAGCGGCUGGGCACCUGGCAGAGCCAUCUCCUCCCACUGGGGCCCAUGCAGAGAAGGCCUGGCCUUGGCAUCUCAAGAGGAGCCCAUAUCCUCGGGCAAGUCGUUUCACCCCUCCGAGCCUCAGCGUCCUCAGUCUGUGAGCCGAGAUUAUGACCACUGCCCCACCUACCUCGAGGCGCUGCUGUGAGGACUGUCAGCGCGUGGGAGUUUUCCAGACUUUAAGCAUCUGGUGACUUAGGGAUGUGCCAGGCAUCCACUGAGCCCUCCAGACCUCCUCUCCACCCUUCUCCACCUCCCCUGCCCUGGACGCUGACAGUCUGGACGGCAUCAGCACGCUCCCCGGCCCUCCGGCCUCUGUUCACGUGGGUGAAUGGGGAGCCCCCGCAGGAGAACGGGGAAGGAGCGGGUAUGAGGUGGGCUAGUCAUUCCCCCAGCUCGCCCCCCUGCAGUAUCAAGGACACUAUGGGCCCUCCUGCCCGGCAACCUCCCAGCACCCCUGUCCGUCUCCAGGUUUCUGGAAUUGCUUCCUCCCCAUGCCCUUUCAAGCCUAUUGGUGUAUUGGGUCCCUACUGGGCUACUCACUGUCACUUGUGGUUUCCUUAUCCCCGGCCCUUGCUCAAUAGUCCCUUUUAAAUACACUCCCCAGAUUACCCAA